AUGACAGGACGCGAGCCGCGCCCAUUGGCCAGAAGGGCUCGGGUGGGCGGGUCCCGCGUGGGGCGGGCGCUGCUCCCAUUGGCCAGAGCGCGGCGAGUGGGCGGAGCUUGCCGCGGAGGGGCUGCGGCCCCGCCCCCGGCCCGGCUCCGCCUCCGGCUCCGGCUCCGGUUCGCGGCCAUGCGGAAAGGGAGCGGGGGCGGGCGGGGGCGGCUGCGGACGCGGGGCGCCGAGUGCGGGGCCUCGCCGCCGGCGCGGAGCCGCCUGCCCCCGGCCCCGCUGCUGCUGCUGCUGCUGGGCCUGGCCGCGGCCGCGGGGCUCUACGUGGCCUGGGGCCCGGGCGGCGGCGAGGAGCGGGCGGGCCCGGCCCCGCCACGGGGGCACCCAAAGCUCCGCAGUCUUCCUCGGGCCCGGUUGCAGCAGUUCCUGAGCCAGCUGGAUGCGCGGCGUCUCUGGGGCACGUACCUGCGGCCGCUGCUGGUCGAGCGGAGCCCGGGCAGCCCCGGGAACCUGCGCGUCCGACAGUUCUUGGAGAGGGAGCUGCGGGCCCUGGGCGCCGGCUGGCACGUGGAGCUGGACGGCUUUUCCGCUCGCACCCCACGCGGGACCAUCCCUUUCGCCAACGUGGUGGCCACGCUGGCCCCCGAGGCCCCCCGCCGCCUGGUCUUGGCCUGUCACUACGACUCCAAGUACUUCCCGCCGGAAGAAGGGCCCUUCCUGGGGGCCUCAGACUCGGCCGUGCCCUGCGCCCUGCUCCUGGAGCUGGCCCGAGCCCUGGACCCCGAGCUCCGCCAGGCCAAGGAGGAGGGGUCCCCCAUGACGCUCCAGCUGCUGUUCCUGGACGGGGAGGAGGCGUUCGAGGAGUGGAGCCCCACGGACUCCUUGUACGGCGCCCGGCACCUCGCCCGGCGUAUGGAGAAGACGCCCCACGGCCCUGGCGCCUCCCAGCUGGAAGCUAUUGAACUGUUCGUGCUCCUGGAUCUGCUGGGCGCCCCUGGCCUCUCCAUCCACAGCCACUUCCCCCGCACGGCCUCCUGGUUCCAGCGGCUCGUCGGCAUCGAGAAGCGACUGCAUCGGCUGGGCCUCCUGGAAUCCCACCCCCGGGAGGAGUUGUACUUCCAGCAGGGGACUCCCUACGGCCCUGUGGACGAUGACCACGCGCCCUUCCUCCGCAGAGGGGUGCCGGUCCUGCACCUCAUCGCCACCCCCUUCCCCACGGUCUGGCACACGCCCGCUGACACGGAGGAGAACUUGGAUCCUCCCACCGUCCGCAACCUCAGCCGCAUCCUCGUCGUCUUCCUGGCCGAGUGUCUGGGCCUUUAGCGGCGUCCAGCACCAGAGCGGGAUAGCUCAGCCCGGGGGCCAGGACAGCCUCGGCCCUUCAGGUGGUCGCUGACCACCGCCGCCUCGACUCCCCUCGCCCCGGCCAGAGGACCAGAACUGCGGGGUCGCCCCUGGGCCGAGGGGGGCGAGGGCCAGCGGGAUUGCGGGAUUGGGGAAGCCUCCCGACUUGGUCUCAGCCAUUGCCCUGUUUGAAAAUAGAUUCCAUCGGUAGCUUCCAGCA
Molecule: messenger RNA, 1561 nt
Organism: Ornithorhynchus anatinus (platypus)
Lineage: Eukaryota; Metazoa; Chordata; Mammalia; Monotremata; Ornithorhynchidae
Product: glutaminyl-peptide cyclotransferase-like protein
Exons: 7
Coding region: 1-1320 (439 amino acids)
Molecular function (GO): glutaminyl-peptide cyclotransferase activity; zinc ion binding
Source: RefSeq, a predicted model, not a curated record